GGUUACUCGUAACCAACAACAAUAAGUAUGGCGGCGUACAUUAGGUUGCACCCGCGUCCCUUUGCCAAAGUUUGAUAAUGAUUUAUUGUUAAAUUGCAAACUUUUUGAAAGAUAAAAAUGGAUGAAAGACAUUGGUGGAUAGCUGGGAAAAUCCAGGAAACCUUCAAAAUUGGAGGAUAUGACAAUCCCACGCUACUUGAAGAUUUCAUGACUGAAGAGGCCACAUUGAAUAAAAUCAACAGAUUUUUGAAAGCAGGUGGUCCAUGUAGGCUAUUUUUCUCGUGUGCUAAACAAGAAAGCGACGUGUUGUCAACCAGAGAACUCAACGUUACGGGAACAUUAGCUGCUCUGAAAGAUGCAGAUUUGGACAAAGUCAACAUUCUGUAUUUCUUACGAAAUAGAGUUGAUAAAGAUGUUGAUACAAUCAGGUAUGAGAGAGAUAUAUUCUGUGGAGAGCUCAAACACAAUACGAUUGAGACACUGGUCACCCUUUUGUCUGACGUUUAUAAUCCGCUGAUCAGAGCCCAGAAGGAGUGGGGUGAAUGCAACAUGGAAGGCCAAACAAACCUGAGCCACAGUAUGGACAAGUUCCUGACAGCUCUGAACGAGUCUACAGCCUCCAUGCACCACUCAAAACAACUGAUGCUGAAACAACCUGAAAACAUCAUUCUGAAUGACUUCAAGCAGCACAGAGCAGCAGCCUUGGACGCUCAGCUGAUUGUCCAAUAUGAGGAACUGGUGACUGACUGGAUCAACACCAUAGAAACCAUGUUGAAUGACACAUCGGAUGAAAGGACAGUUGUCUUUCCUGAUGAACCUCCCACUUAUAGGUUUAUGGAUCCCAAUGCUGGUCCAUUAUCAGAGUUAGAAAGAUGGCGGCGUCGUCAACGGUUACUGACCAGUAUUACAGAACAGCUGAAAAGUAAAGAAUGCAAAGCAGUGAUAGGUGUCUUGAUAACAGCUAAGUCCAGAUUGCUGAAGAAAUGGAAAAAUGUGGAUGCUCAGAUUACUGAUGCCAUGAAUGACACCAAAGACAAAGUGAAAUACCUAGAAUCUCUGAGGCGCCAUUUUGACCAGCUCUAUCAAGAUGCAACACCAGCCUCCAUCAUUAACAACGCCAUUCCAGGUAUAGUCAACAGCGUGCGCCAGAUGGACUCCAUUUCCCGGUACUAUGCCAGAACUGGUUUUCUUGGUAUUGUAUUUACCAAGAUCACGAACCAGCUGGUGUUAGCCUGCAAGGAGUACAUAAAGAAUUGCACCAUUACUGCUUAUGACGGAGAUGAAUUGUGGGUAAGAAUCAAGGAGGAAAUCAGAAAUCGAGAUUCGUUGCCAGUAGUGGACCCACAGCAAAGACUGCUGAGAAAUCAAGUGGAGGCAAAAAUUAAGCAACAAGGUGCCCUGACUAGAGGAAAGACCAAGGAGGGGAAGGAUCUGGGUUUACAGGACGACAGUUUGUACGGCAGACUGAAGGCAUGCCUGACCCUACAAGGAUACUACAGGGAGACCCUCAGGUCACUCAGAGACUCCCUCGGGCAGACCACCAACAUGUCUCACUUCCCCUCCCUCAGUAGUGUGGGGGGACCUGGCAGUUUUACUACCAGAUCGAAGCCCAGCAAUGCUUCACGAUCAGGGCCAUCUGUGUCUCCUAAGAAAGGAAUCUCCACUCUAAUGACGAACGAUGCUGGCCAUGGUGUUUCUAUCGCUGAUGAAGAUGCCAUUAUGUCACACAUGGACAGCUACUGUAACCGGAUCAGACAGCUGAUUGAUGUCAUCAAUACACUGGCUCAGUACAACAAGUUGUCUACCUCCACCAUUGGAGUUCCCAAACCCAGGAAGGAGGACCUUGUGGUGGAUGAUGAAGACAGUGAUGAGUACAAGUACAGGAAAUACCGAGAGAACAAAGCCAACAAGUUGGAGUAUGAUGAUGAGGAAGAUGAGGGCAUAACCAUCACAGUUCCCUCCCCUGAGAGGAGUGGACUGAGGGCCAUCAAAGAGGCUGAGGAGAACCAGGAGGACAAUAUCUCCGAAAUUGAGGAGUCUGCGGAAUUAAAAGAGAAAGCAGCUGCUCAAGAGGAUGCUGAUGAUGUGUUUGAAUCUGUGAACAACAACAAGGGGCUCAGUGAAGAGGAGCUCAUGGUACUCAGGCGGUACUUCCCGGAGGAUGAAGAAGAGGAAGGACCCAGCAUUUCAGCCAUUAUUUCAGAACAUCUUCAACAGAUGACACAGGCCAUGAGUGACAACGUCACCACAAAAACCAUGCUGGAUGUGGAAUCCAAGACUCGUUACUAUGGCAUGCCUGGAUUGGAUAAAGACAGAUUUGAAGACUAUUAUACCAACUUUGCACAAAUUGUCACUGACUUGGAGACUUUCCUUGCUGCAUACCUUCAUGCCAUAUUCAUUGGGAAAACCAAAACACAGCAGGCAUUGGACACAAUCACCAGAUUUACCCCAGUCCAAAACAGACCAGGAAUUAGAAUUUGCAUCUCAGAGAAAUUUGUUGAAAUUUUCAAUUGGUAUGAAUCAGACCUGGAAGAAGUCCAUCAGAUUUAUGAUGCUCACAAGAAUAACCCUCAGUUGGUUAGGAAUGCUCCCCCAGUAGCUGGAGCCAUCCACUGGUCUAGACAACUACUCAAACGCAUUGAGGAUCCCAUGAAGAUUUUUCGUGACAACAAGGCUGUGAAUCAGUUAGGUGACUUUGGCAGGAUAGUGCGGAUCUACAACAAGCUUGCAACUGCUUUGGUUACAUUUGAAAGCCUGUGGUUCACCCAAUGGAAGAACAGAAUUGACCAUGCUAGGAAUGGACUGAGAGCCACUCUCUUUGUACACCAUCCCACCACUGAUGAGAUUGUUGUCAAUGCCGAUGAAAGAGUGUUGGAACUGAUCCAUGAGGCAAAGUGGCUGACUAGGCUAGGAAUCCAGAUUCCAGAUGCAGCAAUAGCCAUCAUGCAGCAGGAAUCCAGAUUCAAGAGCUACAAGAGCCACCUGGAGCUGGUGCUGAAUGAAUACAAGGAAGUAUGUGAAGCUAUUCCGGAGCCACUCCAGAAACUGUUUGCAGUCCAUACAGAACAUGUGGAGCAGCAACUCCAGCCCGGACUCAGCACACUGGCCUGGAACAGCAUGAAUAUAGAUGCUUUCCUGCAUCAGAUCCACACAGCCACCCAGAAACUGAAGUCAAUGGAGACCAAAGUAGCAGAGAUAAUGGAGAGACAGGUGUUCUCUACACUGGAUGACAUCAGCAACUUCUAUCUGUUUGACAUCGACGAGGCAUUUGCCAGAUCCUGGCCCCCUGAAGAUUUCAGAGAAGUGAUGCUGAGAAGUGCCCAAGACAGAUCUCGUAAAUUGCAGGAAAUGGUGAGAACGGUAGCAGACGGCCUACAGAAAGUGGCCAACACCCUGGCACUCAGAAAGGAAUAUGACCUCACUUCAAUGCGGGGAGAAAUGCAUUCCAAGCUCAUUGGGUACAAGCGGCGCCAAAUCGUCAGGGAGCCACAGCGCCGGCCAUCCUCUUCACCGUCUCUUAUUCCAAUGAUGAGUGAGCAUCAUGGGAAAUCUAAGAAGAUGGCACUUAUGAUGGAUGAAGAGGAAGUGGCACGGGAAAAACAGAAAGCCAUGGAAGAAGAGCACCACGUGGCUGAACUCAUUGCACAUUAUAAGGAUGAAGUUUAUGAUGCUGUAUUGAGUGCCACCUACAAGUCCCUGGCAGCACUGGCAGAGUCCACAGGCUGUGAAGGGGAGGUAAUCCGUGCCAUCAGCUCACUGUCCAAUGCCUCGAGUGACCACCAUGGUACACCAAGAUCUGCCAGAAUGCAUUCUGCUCGCAGUCGAAUUUCCUCUGCAGUGUCUGAGAAAUCCAGACCCCAAACGAGCUUGUCGCAGCUUUCUACCAUGACUUGGACAACAGAAAAGACAAAUGAAGUGACUUAUCUUCAAUUUGAAGUAGAAGUGGGAUUUAACAUUCCCAACAUCACCCUCAAUCCCUCGCUAGAUCUGGCCCAGACUGCCAUCAUAGAGGUCGCUAACGCCAUAUUGGAGGCCACCAGAAACAUUGACUGGUUAUCUCUCCAUGGAACAGAGAAUUUCUACAGCUCAAUCUCACAGGAUGAGAAUGUCCAGGAAAUGACCAAACAGGUAGCUGAUAUAGUGCAAGAGCUGGAAUCCACAGUCAACAAACACCUGUUCCACUUCAGUUAUUAUAACUUCCUGUGGAAAGAUGAUCUCCAUGGUAACUUUAAGGAGUUUAUCCUUGCUGAGCCUGGCAUGUUUAACAUUAAGAAGGAGGUGGAACGCUUCCUGUACAUAGAGAAGAAAGUCCUCGGCAUCCCCAAAGUGCUGCCUGUUGGUUGUAUAUGUCUAAGGACAGACCCCAUUAAGGAUGCUCUGCAUGGAUUUGCCAUGGCUUGGAAGAUUCAGUUUGCGUCAGUAUUACAUGAAGAAGCCAAGAAAAAGUUGGAUUCAGCCGUGUUGUACAGACUGAAUGUCCGUAACAGACUAGAGCUACACGUCCAGUCUCUGGAUCAGCUGAACAGUGCCCUACAGCUACUGGAGGAACUCAGAGACAUGGAGAACAAGGUAGACAGCAUCUACCUGCCCAUAGAGACCAUGUAUGAGAAGCUAAGGGAGUUUGAGCUUCGUUUGCCAAGGAAUGAAGUAGAGGAAGUAGAUCAGCUCCGUGACAAAUGGUUAGAGCUGAUGGAUCUAGCGGAACAAGUAAGGGAAAAUCUCCUGAAGGAACGGCGAGGAGCUUUCGAACAAGAGCUGGACAAAAAUGUAAAAGCUUUCGUGGUAGAGGUGAUGGAAUUUAGAAAUGCUUUUGAUUCUCAAGGACCAAACGCCCCCAAUACUGCGCCAGCAAAGGCAGUGGCUAGUUUGCAAGAGUUUCAGCAAAAGUACAAAUUGUAUGACUCUAAACGGAACACACUUGUGUCUGUAUCAAAGCUGUUUGGCAUUGUGUGUAAACCAUUCCCUGAACUGGAUAAAACUGGUGAAGAACUAGAUCUGCUCAGUCAAUUGUAUGGACUGUUCCAAAAGUUUAUCCGGUUUGAUACCAGAUUUAAAGACACCCUGUGGGCAGAUGUAGAUCUUGACGCUGCAUUCAUUGAGGUGGAAGGUUACUGGGAUGAGUGCCUAGCUCUGCCAAGUAAACUCAAGGACUGGGAUGCUUACCAUGAUCUUAAAACCUCACUACAAAACUACCUAGAAGUGUUCCCCCUGCUCCGAAAACUCAACUCCAAGGAAAUCCGAAACCGCCACUGGCUAGAUGUGAUGAAUGUGACUGGAGUAAAAUUCCAGCUGGAGGCCAAUGUCUUCAAAUUGUCACACCUACUGGACAUAGGACUAAUCAAACACAAGUCUGACAUAGAAGAAAUCUGUAUGAGUGCAAGCAGAGAACUCGAACUUGAGAUCAAACAGCGAGUCACGGAAGAUGAAUGGAAUGAGCAAAUGCUGACCUUUGAGCAUUACAAGAACCGUGGCCCCAUGUUCCUAGACAAGGUCUCCACAGAACGCCUGUUGGAACAGCUGGAGGAUGCUCAGGCUCUUCUGGCCAGCAUGCUGACCUCCAAGUAUAUCGCCCCACUCCGGGAUGAUACUGCCCUCUGGGCGAAGAAGCUAAAGGAUGUUACAGAGGUUCUGGAGUUGUGGCUGCAGGUUCAGGACCUGUGGCAGUACCUAGAGGCAGUGUUCAGUAACUCUGUAACCGCCAAAGAACUUCAGCUGGAGGCAAAGAGGUUUGCCAGGACUGACAAGAGCUGGACCAAAAUGAUGAAGACCACUUACUUUGAGAUGAGAGGAGUUUUGCAGUGCUGUACCGGUGAUGAGGUGCCAAAGGUGAACCUUCUUCGUAACAUGCAGCAGGAGUUGGAGAUCUGCUUUAAAUCUCUGAUGGAGUACCUGGAUAACAAGAGACGGGCCUUCCCACGAUUCUACUUUGUGUCUGACCCUGUCCUACUGGCCAUGCUCAGCCGACCUAAUGACCUUGAGUCUGUCAGACCACACCUCAAGUCCAUCUUCAGUGCUAUUUAUGAUGUCAAGUUAGAGGAAGCCGACACCGGGAUAGAGGAGCCAACGGAUGAGAUUGGAUUCGCUCAGUCUAGAACCGGCACCCAAUCCCGGGGUAAUCGCUCCACCAGUGUCCUGUCUCCAGGGCUGAGGAGCAACACUCCACCCAAAAUUGACAAACGACUGACGGAGAUCUACAGUGUGAAUCCCAGUGCGAUGGCCCAUGGCCCCGCCUACUUACCAUCGGAGGGAAUCAUCAAGGAUGUUGUCAUCAGAGACGCAGUGUCUGUCUCCAGCUCUGACGGGGAGAUGAUCGUACUGCACGAAAAGGUUUGCCUGAAUGAUGGAGUGGAGGUUUGGUUACAGAGACUAAAAGAUUCUGUAGCAAAGACAUUGAGGGAACUGAACAUCAGCAUCAUCCAGGAUUGUAACAAUGGAGUCAUGAUGGAUGAAUGGGCAGCCAAGUACCCAGCACAAGUUUGCAGAAUUGGAAUGCUAUAUUAUUGGACUAAGGAAUGUGACCAGGGUAUUGGUGAACUCAAGUACGACCGCAAGGCACUACAGCAUAACACUCUGAAAAAGUACCAAGCAUCCACAGCCAAAUUGACCACUGUCCUAACAAAAGGAGCCUGGCGGACAUUGGAGGAGCCCAUGUUACCGCUCCACAAGGCCAGGCUGGAGUCCAUGAUUGCUCAAUCCCUCUAUCUGAGAGAUGUUUUAGAGAACAUGUGCAGUAGAAAAUCUUUGAGGGAAACAACAGAUUUUGAAUGGAGGAGAUGCAUUCGUUGUUACUUCCACCCAGUUGCUAAUGAUGAGACUUUUGAAAAUGAGUCCAUUGAUAUUAAAACUGAGGCCAGUGUCAGCGACCUUUCCAUACAAGAUAAACAAGAACCUCUAAUAUGGAUACUCGACACACCUUAUUUCUAUGGCAACGAAUUCUAUGGAACAAAUGCAGGCGUGGCCUUGACCCCGGUCACUGAACGAUGUUUCUUGACCAUGUCUCAGGCACUGAACAACUAUCAAGGCAGCUGUGUAUCAGGUCCUGUUGGUGUGGGCAAGACAGAGACUGUCAAAGGGCUGGCCAAUGUGCUGGGACACUACAUUGGAACAUUCCAGUGCUCCACUGAGUCAGACACUAGUGCCAUGGGCAAGAUUGUUCAGGGAACUGCCAUGGAUGGCUGUUGGUGCUGUUUUGAUGAGGUCCAGAGUUUGAACAAACAAGCGAUGUCCGUCCUACUGGACCAGAUGACUGCUGUCAUUAUGGCCCUGAAGGCCAGACAGCCGUACGCCACACUCAGUGAUGGACAGGAGAUCUCCAUCAAGAGAACUUCUGCUGUCCACAUGACCUAUAACAAGGAAACGGCCCCUCCUGGCUGUAGCCUGCCAAUCGAUGUCAGAUCUCUGUUUAGAAUGGUAUCCCUUGUCAAACCAGACUUCAGCCUCAUUCUGAAGGCAAAGUGUGCCGCCAUGGGAUUCAGAGCACCGAGUGUACUAGGGGCCCGUCUCAAAACUCUGACAGAGCUGGCCAAGGAUGAAUUGCCACCAGAGUGUCAUCACCACUUCAGUGUGGCCACACUUGUUGGAGUUCUGAACAGAGCCACACAGAAAAGAAAGUUCAUUAGGGACGAGAGAUCAGUGGAUCGACUUGAGGCCAAAGACAGGGAAACUUCACGAUCAGACAGCCAGGCCUCAGAGGCCCCAUCAAAAAUAGUCAAUCCGCAGCAGAGUGUUGCAGUUCCAAAUAUAGUAAUAUCUGAGGAACCAGACUCCAGUGAAAUGCAUGUUCAUUUCCCCCGUAGAGGGACCAUCCAUGUGGCAACCAGUGGUAUGAAAAUGACCACAGGUAUUGGUGUUAAUCGUAAAUCUGGUACACCUAACCCACUGACUGUAGCAGGUAAACUAGAGCAUGCUCUGGUGGCACAGACAAUAAAAGAAAUAGUCGGACCGAGAUUUACUGACCAGAACAUGAAGAUAUUUAAGCACAUACUUGAUGAUGUGUUUGCUGGGCUACCUGACCCUCCAGUGGUCCAUCAGAUCCCCUCGGCUAGAACCCGUGGCUUCGAUGUGGAACUGGUCCUCAAACAGAAGUGUAUAGAUAAAGGUCUUAUGUCUCAUGAACCAUGGAUAGAGCGGUGUAAACAGCUGUACAACAUUUCCAAAGUACAUCAUGGAGUGAUAGUGGCUGGCCCCCCAGGCAGUGGCAAGAGCAGCUGUAUCCAGACUCUGGUCGAUGCCCUCAGUCUGUCCAAUCAGGCGGGAGCAUCAAGACAAUCUCAGACUAGCAGGACCACAGGAAACAUACAGGAGAACCAGCACAAACUCAUCAAAAUCAACCCUAUGGUGGUCGACGACUGUCAACUUAUGUUUGGUUACCUCAAUGUAAACAAUGACUGGGUAGAUGGGAUUUUCACCUCAGCCUGUAGAAAGGCAAACAGGAACCAGAGCACGACAUGGCUUUGUUUGGAUGGACCAUUAAACCCGGGAUGGGCUGACAACUUCAACCCUAUUCUCAAUGGUGAUAAGGUCCUACACCUGAAGAAUGGAGACAAAAUGUUCCUGUCAGACAACAUCAUUGUCAUUUUUGAGACAGACAACCUAAUCAAUGCCUCACCUGCCUCAGUCUCUAGAUCAGGUAUUGUGUACAUUGACAAAGAUGUUCUGGGCUGGAAACCAAUAGCUGAUGCUUGGCUGGAAAGCAGGUCCCCUCAAGAAAUACAUAAUGUUCCACAUCACAAAUUUACCAGGGUGCUUCAACGAGCCUUUGCAAAGACCUUGGAUCCAAUAUCCCAGUUUGUACUCAAUGAAGCCAGACCCCGGCUGUCCCUGUCGCUGGUAGGAAUGUUUAAGACAUGUCUGGGACUCCUCAGUUCCAUGCUGGCCAACAACAAUGAGAUUGGAGGCGAGCUCCAUAUUGAACGUCUGUAUCUGUUCUGCCUCAUCUGGACGUUUGGUGGACUGCUGGACAGUGCAGACAGAAAGUCAUUUAGUGACAUCCUUAAGAACCUCUCUAAUGCACUGCCAGAUGAUGAUCGAGAUAUCUGCGUGUUUGAUUACUAUGUAGAUGAAUCUGGUGAAUGGGAUCCAUGGACCUCAAAACUGCCAGAAGCUGUAUAUUCUGACAAUCAAGACAUGCUGGGGGAAGUCUUUGUGCCAUCAGUAGACACAAUAAGAACAAGGAACUUGAUGGAGUUUGCCUCUUUCUCUGGCCUCAAUGUUCUGUUAGUGGGGGCCAAUGGUUCAGGGAAAACCAAACUCAUUGAGGAGUUCAUCGAUUACAUGGAAAGACUAGACCCCCAGGCAGCAGUGUGGAAGAGACUGGUGUUCUCUGGAUCCUCCACGGCUAAACAGCUCCAGUCCUUCUUAGAUUCCAACAUCUAUCACAGACAAGGCUUUGUGUAUGGUGCCAAAGACAAGAAGAAGCUGAAGGUGUUCAUUGAUGAUGUGAACCUACCAGUUCCUGAUGAGUAUGAUGUACAGAGGUGCAAUGAGUUGCUUCGCCAGCUUUUGGAUGACAAGAUUUUGUGUAAACUACAGAAGCCAUUUGAGAUGAAAACGGUGGAGGGAAUGAGUAUUAUCUCUGCCAUGUCCAUGUCUGAGCAGGCCAAUGUCAGCAGCCGUCAGCUCUCGGACAGGCUACUGAGGCAUUUUGCAGUCUUCAAUCUCUCAACUCCACAAGAAGAUGCAUUGAAGAGUAUUGUUCAUGGAAUUUUAGAUGUGAACAUGACAGAUGGAGACCGCCCUGGUCUUGACAUUGACCUUCACAAUGGACUGGUCAAGGCCUCAUGUGAGUUGUUGAAGUCUCUGCAGAAUGUACUGCGACCUUCACCAAUGCAUGGUAGACGACAUUAUCUCUUCACACUGAAAGACAUUACAACUUGCUUCCAGUGUUUGAAACGAUUACCAGAGGAAAGCAGGGCAGAUGAGACUUUGAUCCCUGUCAUAUCUCUAUGGCGACAUGAAAUGCAUAGAAUUAUCCGAGAUCGCCUGAGUCGAACAUCUGACCUGAUAUGGUUUGACUCUACAAUCAAGGAAAUCAUUGAACAGACAUGGCCAGAACUGAAGGAUCCGCUCCUGGACUAUUUUGUGACCUUCCCCACAGAUGCUAGACUUUAUCAGAGGCCAGUCACUUCUGUCGGUACCAAACAUAUCAAGGUUGUCCUACAGCCAAUUGAGAACCUGAGGGAUGUACACAGCUGUUUGAGCACUCACCUGACCAGAUAUAACGAGGAGUUCGGAAAUAUCCGACUGGAUGUUAUGCUGUCGGAUUUCAUCAUCUCCCAUGUUAUCAGAAUGCACCGAGUUCUUAGCUUCCAUCAUGGUGGGAACAUGCUGUUGAUUGGUGCAGUGGGCUCCCACCUGGCCACCCUGUGUAAACUUGCUCUUCAUGUAGCAGAUGUCCCCAUUCACAAAAUGGACACCUCCAAGAGGAGCAACUUCUUUGAUGGCUUGAGGUCUGCUGUAAGACUCUGCGGGUCAGAGGGUAAAAUCCUGGCUCUUAUGUUCACAGCACGAGACCUUGAGGACCCUGUGUACUUGGACGCCAUCAACAGUCUGCUGAUUAGUGGCGAGUAUCCACACCUGUUUACCAAUGAUGAAAUGGAGGGAUUACUACUGGCCAUUGGUCCAGCUAUGAAGAGGGAGUUUCCCAGCCUUUCGGUUGAUCCAAUGAAAUUCUUUGUUGCAAGAGUGAAGAGUAAUUUGCAUAUCUUGAUGUGCCUGCAGCCAAUGAACAGUCUUCUGAAGUUAUCUGCAAGUCAGUAUCCCGGUUUGCUGAGUGGGUGUGCCAUUAACUGGAUGUGUGAUUGGCCUCAGGAAGCCUUACUGGGAGAAGCUUCCUACUUCAUCACCCGCUACCAACUCACCGAGGAGUUUGAAAAUCUCAGUGAAAAAGUGACAUCAUGCUUGGCCAACAUUCACAGCUUUGUCCUGAGGGACUGUGCCCAAUUACCAUGGGCAGGUGACCUCAGUGAGGAUAUAAACAUUAAUCAGGUCAAGGUCGAGAAAAAGAAGGACCAACAGAUUGUCAAAUUCCUCCCAGCCAAGGUCCCCAAUCUGCCUUAUUCCAAGGUCAUCCUGCAAGAGAAGAUCAAACUUCAGCACAGAUCAGAUGACAUGAAAGCCAAAAAUGAGACAUAUGUUGGACCCACAACGUACAGGAGAUUUAUGGAAACAUUCAAGUUCCUGUACAACACAAAAUGUCAGGAGAGAACGGAAACCGUGGACCAACUCAAACGAGUGCUUCAUACCUUGGAUCAAACACGUCACGAUGUCAAGAUCAUGAAGAAGGCCAUCAAAACCAUCACCACCAAAUUUGAAGAUGCCAAAAAGACAACCAGCAAUCUGAUGAAACAGUUGACCACCAAAGCCACGGCUCUGGAGAAACUGAAGUCCCGAGUGACGGUUGGCACAGACCUCGAGGCCCACAUGAAGCUGUACAUGACAGAGAGCGAGGAUGAGGAGGAGGAGGAGCUUCUUCUACAGGAGGAGUACGAUGAUUACGAUAAGGAGUUUGACAAGAUGAGGGAGGCGAAGCUAAAGAACCGACAAGCUGUGGCCAAGGAGGAGCUCAUUCAGGCUCAGAAACACGUGGAGGAGUGUCGGCAGAACUUGGAGUACGCCAGACAGCAGGUUAUAAUCUGGAAGGCCAAAGUAGACAGGCCUAGUAUUGAGAGGCUGAAAGGAUUUGGUAAUCCACCAAAUUUGGUCGGACAGGUGAUGGAGAUGGUAAUGAUACUGAUUGGAAAACGUCUUCCAUCGCAGCGGCUGUACGAGACCAGGGAACUGACCGGCAAGGAGGAAAUGUCCAGUCGCAUGUCCUCUAGUUCCAGCAGCACCAGGAUUGGAGUGAAGAAAGAUAACCAGUUUGGAUAUGGUAAGAAGGAUGGAAGUGACAAGUUUGAUCGCGCUCAGUGGAAGUCCAUGCAGCAGACAAUGAAUGAUGCCACCAAGUUCGUGGACAUGUUGCACAAUGUAUCAUGGGAAGAUGGCUUGUCUGAGGAUGUCCUUCGGGCUGUUGAAAGUUACCUGGCUGUUUCCAGAGAAGGUCAACUAGGUGUUACAGGGGAAGGAACUCUGUUGGACAAUGCUCUAGAUACAACAUUUGCUGCCAAGAAAAGAACACCAUCCCCUGAUGCCACAAAGGGAAUUACGAUUGCCAAUGCUAAAUAUAGCAGUGAAGACUGUGCCACACUCGUGCAGUACACUAUUGCCAUUGUGGAGUACACCCGCCUCUGUGGUCCACUCAAGGCAUCCCUCGAGAAGCUUCAUGAGCUGGAACGAGAGAUCGAAGAAAAUGAACGUCUGCAGAGAGAGAGUCAAGAGGAGCGUCUUCGGAGGUCAAAACUGACGCCGUCUCCUAAACCUCAACCAAAGGUCACAGAGGAUCGAACCGCCACCCCGGAGCCGGAGCCUGAUUACACAGAGGCGGACCUGCCUAGUCUACAAGACACAGUCAACAGUCUUCAGCAACAGUUUGACCUCUCAGUGGUGGAGAAACAUUCCCUGGAGAUGGAGCUACAGUCAAUGAACGAACGCCUGAAAGCUGCCACAGAAAUGGUGGAUAGUUUAAAGCCCCAGGAAGCCUCGUGGAGGAAGCAUGUGAAAGAGAAUGACUGUAAUGAGGUGAUGUUGGCUAACUGUCUGACUGCCGCCGCCUUCCUGGCGUACUGUGGCCCAGCCAGUAUCGAUGUCAGAAAGAGAAUGGGAGAGUUCUACAUGCAGGUGUGCGAGUUCCAUGGCCUCCCUAUGCCCAGGAACAAAUUGUUCAGAAAUAUGGAGUUGAUUGACUUCCUUUACAAACCUAUGGAUGUGAUACGAAUGGAGACCAUGAGGUUGUCCAUCACCAAGCUGAUGUUGGAGAAUGCCUGCUUCCUGAUGCAGAAGGAAAGUAUGAUGGCCUGGCCUCUCCUCUGUGACCCCACCAGCCGGGUCCUGGACUGGCUCAGAAACUUUUAUGGACACACCGGUCUAGUGGAGGUUAAAUAUUCGGAGAUUCGUUCUCAGUUUGAGAACUGUCUGGCAGAAGGUUGCCCUCUGUUGGUAACAGACUGUGACACAAAACAACUGGCCAAGGACAAGCGAUUCAGAGAUGCUAUCCAAAGCUGUAAACACUUUAUCAAUGGAAAACUCAAGUUCAAAAUCACUGUGGAGGAUCAUGAAGUGGAGUGCGAUCCUCGUUUCCGUCUUUUCCUCCAUACCACCGUGGAGCCACACAUCGUGCCACCACACUUGGCGGCUUAUACCUCCGUCAUCUACUUCCAGCGGUCCCGUGCAGACAUUGAAGAGACUCUGCUGGAUAGAUUUAUCUUUCAAGAAAAAUCAAAAUUGGAGGAGGAGAGGGUGUCUCUACUGCAGGAAAGGAAAGAGAACUUGGAGUUGAUGGAGAAGCUGGAGAAGUCAAUGUUGGAAAGUUUGUCCAGUGACAUUAGAUUAAUGAAUGAACUCCCUGCCACCAAAAAACUGGCCGAGCUUAAGAAACAGUAUGAUGAAACUUUGGAUAGUCAAGAACGUGUUGAUUCUAAUGAGGCCACCAACACCAGGAAUCGUGAGCUAUCUCGUGAGUUUGCUCGUCGUGGUGCUGUGUGUUUCCACGUGAUGCAGUAUAUGAGAGAAGUUAACCCUCUCUACCAAGUCUCUUAUGCUCAGUUUCAACAGUUAUAUGAUGCUGCCAUCGCUCACUCUGAAAGAGCUCAGAGAGCAGAGGAAACUCUGGAGAAAAUAACCUACAUGGCUUACACCACAUUUGCAAGGGGACUUCUGGAGAGAGACCGAUUUAUUUUCACACUCCUGCUGGCUGUAGAGGUGGAAGAUUCCCUGGGUAACAUUGGUCCAGGAGAACGGGAAUUCUUGGUGUCACCAAACUACAGCGCUGUUGUCAUGACAAAACUCGGCUUCACCCAACCACAAGACAGCAGGAUUGUCCAGAUGAAGAAGCCGUUUGAUUGGAUGCACGAUGACCAGUUCCACAACCUACAGGUUCUGGCCACUCAUUUCGAAUGGUUCCAGGAGAAGUUUGAGAGGAUGCCAAAAGAUGGCCGUGAGAUGGAAUGGAGAAUGCUGUGUGACAAUGUGGAGAAGGAGCCAGAGAACAUGCCACUGCCCGACAAAAUGGACAGCAAAGACUUUGCUCCCAUGAAGCGUUUACUGGUGGUCAGGGCAGUCAGAAGUGACCGUCUGAUGCAGGCAUCCACUGUCUUUAUACAGAGAGUGCUGGGGAAAAACUGGUUUAAUGUAAAUUUGAGGAAGGAAUAUAGUGGAUAUUAUGGAGACAUGGGCCUGGACCUGUCAACCAUGUACAAACAGAGUGCCCCAGUGUCUCCCUCCACUAUCUCCCUUCCCAUUCUCUUGCUGUACACGUUUGAGGCUGAGGCUGCCCAGAGUCGCUUUAUUGACUUCUCCAAUCGUAAACAGGCCCAGCGUCACAUGAUUACAGUAACAGACAACUCUCAGGCCACUCGCAGCAAGGUCAGAAAGGUCAUCAAGAAAGCAAUCAGCGAGGGAUCUUGGGUGUACAUUCACAAUGCUCAUAAUGCACCCAGUGUUUUGACCAGCUUAGGUUCAUUCCUGACUGAGAGACCAAACCCAGAAGGGUUUCGCCUGUGGGUAGCCAGUCAGGCGAACCCCGAGGUCAUUCCCGUCAGACUGCUGCAGAACUCCAUCAAAGCGGUUGUGGACACACCUAAGGUGAUGAAGGACAGCAUGAUUCGGUCUUUCUCCUGGUUUGAAUCAGACAUUCUGCGACAGUCGUCGCGCCCGGAGUGGCCGGUGAUGCUGCACAAUCUGUGUUACCUCCAUGCUGCAGUACAACUGAGGGCCAGGUUUGGACAGGGGGGCUGGAACUGUCCCCAAGAUUUUCAUAAUAUAGGCUACAGCAGUCUGCAGGAGGCUCUGGCAAUAGUACAGAGCGAGUUUAAGGAGCCGCUUUUUUGUGUGGCCCCUGAUGGUUCCCAGAUGCCCAGGCCUGUGUCCUACAACGGCAUCAGAAACAUGGUCGCCGAGAUUGUGUAUGGUAGCUAUGUGACCGAUUUCUAUGAUCAUCAAAGUCUGUGUGCCAUGGUGGACUUCUGGCUUUCCUCUGGGGCCCUCAAAAGGGACUUUGAAGUAAAAGGAUUAAAGUACCGCCAUCCACAAGCCUUCUUUAACCCAAAUGUGCGACUUAACUCUCUGAUCCAGGCUCUAGAUGGCGCUCCAAAUCAUUAUCUAGAUGUGCCUGAAGGCUGCCAUAUUCACCAAACCAUAGUGGAUGAACUUAGUGCGACCCUACUUGGAGAUGACCAGUACAUCUUCACCAGACUAAACAAAGUGUUUGAUAGCAUGCCCUCAACCAACACACUGUCCCAUAAGAUGUUCCCACGACCACCCACACCAUUUGAUGGACCUGCCCAGGCCGGUAUCAGUAAAACCAGCAACAACCCAUCCGUAGUACAUCAUGGUGUAUUCUCCACCGCCAGUUAUGCCACACACAAAAUCCGCUUCAAGGACGUAGAACUCUGGCAAAUCUGUAAUGAUCUUCUGCAGAAGACACCAAAAAUUGGCAACAGCAGCAAGUCAUUCAGAGAGUUUGUGGUGGAAAAAAUCCGUAAAUUGCCUGGAGACUAUCCGAUUUUCAAUGACUUCAUCAUGAAAGAGUGUGAAAUUCUUCAUCAACUGCUGACAGAAGUCAGGCACACUCUAACUUUAAUCAGAAAUGCCUGUGAGAACAAUGUGAUGGGUGAUCAGCUGAGCGAACACUACCUGUCUGCUGCGGAUGAUCUGUUUCACCUGAGGAUCCCUAGGAUCUGGUGCAAGAUGACCGGUACCACUGCACCACCCUACACCUACAAUGCAGCUCAGUGGCUCAGAGACCUAGAGGACCGUUGGAAGCACUUCGAGAAAAUUCUCAGCAUGGGAAGGAAGGCCAUGCCAGCCUACUGGUUGGGUGCUUUCUUCAAUCCACGGGGAUUACUGGCUCUGCUGAAACAGGAGGCUAUCAAAAGCUACUGUGGCGAUAGGUCAGGCAACUUUGAACAGUUUACCUUCCAGACUGACACAACGUUCCGAGAUUUUGGACAUCUUCUGCAACCACCACCAGAGGGUGUGUACAUUCAUGGAAUUCACCUGUGGGGUUGCUCGAUUGAGAAGACAACCAACGAGUUUCAAGACCAGGCCUCCCGACAGGGAUACGCUCCUCUUCCCGUUCUCCACCUACAAUGUUACCCCAUCAACGAGAAGCCCGCUCUGCAGGAACCCUCGUUUCAGUGUCCACUAUAUCCGUCCAGAAUCGCGCCUCGUGACCCCAUCAUGGAAAUUGAUAUCAAGAAGGAGGGAAUCCCACCCAUGAGAUGGGCUCUACGUGGGCUUACAGCAACUAUUUGGCCUUAUUAAUUGAACUGCCAAAAAAAAAACACCUGUUGUAUUGAAAUGUGACUUCUCUCUGUAAAUAUUGAAUGUUUUCUGGGUGGUUCUUUCUUCUAUUUUUACAAGAUCUAUUGCUUUAUUGAAAUCGAUACUUAUUUUGAACCUGAAUACUUUCUGUGUGAUUGUAUAUCGUAACCAACCAGCAUUCAAUUCUUCCUGCUGAAUGACGUCGCACAAGACGUUCAUGUAGUCCGUCCUCAAAGUGAUUUGUGAUAGCCAUGGUUGUGUGUACAGUGUAUAGUUGAUUCCAAAGUUUCUGACAGUGAUGCAUUAAGUAUUUGUUUUAUACUCUUGUUGAUAUUUAUAUAUUUUAAAAUAUAUUUUUAAAACUUUUCAUGCAUUAGUGUCAAAUAUUUACAAUGCUGCUGAUUUCAAUUAAAUGUUGUUGAAAUAUG
Ostrea edulis (European flat oyster) is the source of this 16787-nucleotide messenger RNA. RefSeq lists its product as uncharacterized. Gene Ontology annotation, molecular function: ATP binding; minus-end-directed microtubule motor activity; dynein light intermediate chain binding. Gene Ontology annotation, cellular component: dynein complex. The coding region runs from base 118 to 16359 and encodes 5413 amino acids. Gene Ontology annotation, biological process: microtubule-based movement. The transcript has 98 exons. Lineage: Eukaryota; Metazoa; Mollusca; Bivalvia; Ostreida; Ostreidae. The record is from RefSeq and is a predicted model, not a curated record.